AUGGAGUGCGGCCGUAAGCAAUGGCAAGCGCAGCUGGCGGGGCUCGCGCUCGCGUUCCUCCUCUUUGCGCCUGCGUUCGUGCAGUGCGCGGGCGCCGAGGCCGACGGCGAGAAGGACGGGCUGGCGUCGCCGGGGAAGACUGUGCCGCCGGUUCCGCCUGGGUGGACCGGCGACUCGGGGUCCGCCCAGGGGUCCAACCCUGACGGUUCCACCUGGAAGUACGAGUGGGGAUGGUCUGCUGGGCCUGGUGGAAAGGGCUCCGGUUACGGUUACGGUGGCAGCGGUGAUGCAGGCGGCGGGGCCGAAGGUGGUGGCAGUGGGAGAGGCGGUGGCGGAGGAAGCGGAAGAACGUUUGGUCCACGCGAUCGGGGAUACGGAGGACAUCCCGGUGGCUAUGGUGGCAACGGUGCUGGUGGUUAUAAUGGGGAAGGCGCGUUUGGCGGCGAAGAUGGUGGCGCUGGCUGGAACAAGCGCGGUGGAUUCCGCGGUGGAGGGACGGAGAAGAAGCAGGACGGUGGCGGUAAAAACUGA
Triticum turgidum subsp. durum (durum wheat) is the source of this 531-nucleotide messenger RNA. Lineage: Eukaryota; Viridiplantae; Streptophyta; Magnoliopsida; Poales; Poaceae. The record is from the annotation of a GenBank genome assembly.